CUUUUCUGUUAUAGCUGGGAACAAGGUUCAUUCUCAACAAACGAUCGCAACCCAACACUGGCUCAGUUAAAAUUUCAUUGUAUACCACGCUCUCAUUCUAAACGUAAUGCCACGACCACCUUCGACUUCUUUGCUGAAGGCUGAAGGGAUGGAUGCCGCGCAUUUUGGGGACAUAGAUGUCAGCACAGACCUAGACCAUAGUGCUGCCAUGAGGCACCACGAAGUCCGGAGCGAAACUACCGGCACACCUCAAAGCACACCACCGGAAGAUCAUACAGCCACAUCUUCUAGCCAUCAGCCAGCACUUGAUAAGGCAACCAGAGAAUUCGUUUUGAGCUGGAUUCAUAGCAAUUACGUUAUAGACAAGGAUCAUAGCGUGGCGAGGAAUGAUGCAUACGAACAUUACAUUAGUUCGUGUGAGGGCCUCAAUUUAAGGCCAAUCAAUUCGGCUUUGUAUGGAAAAUUGAUGCGGUCGGUGUUCCCGGACAUGAGUACGCGACGACUGGGCACGCGAGGAUCUUCAAAAUACCAUUAUGGAGGAAUUAAACGAAGGGUGUCGUCAGAUCAGGCCAGUAACCAGGUGCAGUCAACAUCUGAUUUCAGCCCAAUGAACACUACUGUCAGCGGAUUUUCGGUGUUCUCCCAGGACAGCCCAUUGACCGCGAAUCAGCAUUCACAGCAUCAUCCUUCCGACACAGAAUCUCCAUAUCUGCCCUCAUUGGGUACAGACACAUUGGUACCGGCGCUACCGAUCUUGACAACGGCCGUGACAGGGGCUUCAGAAUCUCCUCUAAAACUACCACGUUUUUUUCCACCUACGCUUUAUAAUAGAAAUGAAGCAAUUGCUGACGAUGAAUCUAUUCAAUUGGCCUCAGAUUUUACACAACUAUACGCAAAACAUUGCUCGACCAUACUGACCUAUUCUCAGGCAGAUCAAUGGAAAAAGAUUAGGAGAGAGUUGAUGGACUUUUGGCAUGGCUUGGACUCAAAGUAUACUAAACUUCUCCGAGAAUCAAACGAAUUGGUGGAGGCUAUUUGGCGAUGGGAUAGUGCACUUUACGAUUGUUUUAUGGCAAAUUCAAUCGGUGACGUUACCGUCGCCAUUCCAGCACCAAAAACAAGAGCGUUAAGACAAUUUGCAUCGCAAUAUGAAGAUUGGGUGACCGAAAGCAUCAAAAGCUACUCUGCAGAUUUGCACCAAAGCAAAGUCGAUGUUGCCAGACUGUUUAUUUCCAAGCUUCGUCAUCGCGUGCUGCUCAAUCACGAGGCUAAGCUUGCAUCUCAAAUAAUAGAAAACGAAGAGAAAAUGACAGAGUUGCAGCAUGACUGGGCAGCAAUCGAUGUUGCCAUGAUCAUCGACCAGGCGACCUGGAUUUGUGAAUGUCGAGCGGACGAUGUAGAGAAAAUAGUGAUCAAGGACAUAGUAAAUUUGCUACAUGACGGCAAAGCUUUAGAUGAUUGGAUAUCUUGGCUUAAAAAGCUGACAUCAAAUUUCAUGUUGAAGACAAUGGACGCUGGUCGUUUUGUGCAUCAUGCCAGACAGAUCAUCUUGAAAUGGAAUCACUAUGGAUCGGCCAUACUGAAAGAUUUUAGUUUGAGGAGUGCGGUCAGUUUAGGAACCUUCAUGGUACUCAAGAUGUUUGUAGAUGAUUAUUUGAUCGCACUAGUGGAAGGCCAUAUUGCUGAACUCAACGUUCGCUUGGCAAGACCGACAGCACCUCCUCUGGGUUUUGACGACGAAAGACAACCGGGUGUUUCGGAUGGAAAAGGAGCCGGCGAUCCGUCAGAUUUGCCCGACUCCAAGUCUUCCCGAAGGGACGACACGAAGCCUCCGUUUAACAUUGUAUUUCAUAAAUUUCGAUAAGAUUGUGACUCUUUGCAUUUCCUUCCUUCAAUAACCUUUCAGUUUGUAAUCUUUAAUUUUGUGUUUUACUGCUCAUUGAAGUAUAGCUUGAGCAUCUGGAGCCUGCCGAUCUCAAAUUAAGUUUGUGUUUGACUGCCAACCAAUUUUUUUUUUCUGUUCGUUCGGCGAUUUUCCCAACUUUUUUGCGAGUUCGUCAGCAGCAAUACAAUCCUAGGGCAGAAAGCUUAAUCCGAAUUUUUUUUUUU
Molecule: messenger RNA, 2109 nt
Organism: Umbelopsis ramanniana AG
Lineage: Eukaryota; Fungi; Mucoromycota; Umbelopsidomycetes; Umbelopsidales; Umbelopsidaceae
Exons: 9
Coding region: 107-1864 (585 amino acids)
Biological process (GO): regulation of transcription by RNA polymerase II
Molecular function (GO): DNA-binding transcription factor activity, RNA polymerase II-specific; RNA polymerase II cis-regulatory region sequence-specific DNA binding
Source: RefSeq, a predicted model, not a curated record